Adineta ricciae is the source of this 4497-nucleotide messenger RNA. NCBI's taxonomy places the organism in Eukaryota, Metazoa, Rotifera, Eurotatoria, Adinetida, Adinetidae. The record is from the annotation of a GenBank genome assembly.
AUGUCCAACCCAGAUAACUGUCCGAACUGUGAUAAUAUUUACGGUAAUGAACCGCGGAAAAUUCCCUGCGGACAUAUUGUUUGCCAUAAAUGUUGUUUGGAACUGUUCAAUAAAGAAGACAAUACACUUAUUUGUCCCGUAUGCGAUGUAACACAUUCGUUCAAAUCGAAAAAUAUCUUCAAGAAAUCAUUACAACAAGUAGCACAUUCCGGUUUUGGAAAGAAAACAGCGAUACGUGAAGUCGCGUUCGCAUCAUCCAUGCCAGUAGAAAAGGCAUCGGGCGCUGAGAAAUCGGUACUGAAGGAAGUGAAAAAAGCAGCAGCCCAUUUACCAACAGCUCCACCAGGUGCGCCACCAGAAGGAGCACCAGCGAAUACUACACCUCCUCCUUCUCAUCCAUCACCACCACCGCCACCACCACCACCACCUGCAUCGGUACCAGAAUCCAUUACAGUUGCUCCAAAACCGCCGCCACCGGUACCCUUGAUGCCACCAAGGUCUUCUGCAGCGGAAAAUCUGGCAAAAUCAGUAAAACUAAAAACAUUUUUGGGCAGCAGCACACCUCCACCUUCUCUAAUGAAUGGUAUUAUUUCCUCACCAGUACCAACGCCGUCGCCACCACCGCCGCCGCCGCCGCCCCCAAUGCAAUCAUCCUCUGGAUUUGAGGCCGUCAUUGCCCGCUGCCAUAGUUGUGGUAAAAAAUGCCAAGUGAUCGUUUGCGAACACUGUGAUCAUUUUGUAUGCUUCAAAUGUGCUGAAGAACAUCGAGUAACAACGAAAGUCGAUACACAAGAGCUGGCUAAUAAAUGGCAAACUUGUAAAAAUAAAUACAGUACUUUACUUCAAAAACUAAAUCAAUACAGUCGUGAUCGAACUCAAAUCGAAAGUGAUCUUGCUGCCAUACGUGUUGCUAUUGAACAACGUACACGUGAUGCGACACAACUUGUGAUUCAACAACGUGAUCUUCUAAUUGGACGAAUCAAUGAACACAUUGAAAAUGAACAGACUGUGAACAGUAUUAAACAUAGCGAACUAGCAAAUGCCUUUCAACAGAUACAAAUUCGAUAUGAAAACGCCUUAAAUGGUGGAGACAUCGGCUCUUAUACUCAAGAUGAUUUCUUGCGUGACAUUCGUGAACUUCAAAAUCGAAUGAGUAAACGUAACGAUAUAAUUGAUACGCACAUCUUAAAAAUUCCAACUGUCGCGCGAUACGAACGUGUAUCAAUCGAGAAAUUACUGGGUGAACUUCGUUUUAACUCUCCUAUGAUGAAUUCGCUUCCUAAUCUAACCAUUUCUUCUCUAUUGGACCAUCAACAUUUGCCUAAACAAAAUGGAUUUCUGGAUCAUUCAUCGAUAUUUCCGAAUAAAUUUACGCCGAAUCUAUCACCAAAACUUCCGCCAGGAAUGCCUCCGCCAUUGGUGAACACGAUCACGCCACCGACGAAUCACAUUGCUUCGGCAACAACCGAUGCGCAUAUAGUAAAGCCGCUGAUGGCCGAAACACGCCCAAAUAGUACACUCGAUCCAUUCGAUGAAUUUCGUCGAAUGGCCGCUCAGAUUCAUCAUGAAUUUAAUGCACCAUACAGUAAAGUAAUCAAUGCUGGUUCGUCGCCGGCGCAUCCUUCGUCAUUCGCUAUGGCAGCAGCUGAUGGGAAUCCGACGACGAAUGGAAACGAGAAAUCUGCAAAAACACUGCCAGCUACUGCUGCCGCGCAAAAUAAAACUCCUUCUACUAGUACAUUUACUAAAUCAUGGAAAGUCGAGCAUACCGCUGUACCUAACUUUCUAUGUAUGACACCUUAUCCCACACCAAAAAUCUUUGUAGUUGAUAAAUAUGGUAAAGUGUCCGUGUGCAGCAUUCCGCCCAAACCAAUCAAACCAUUUGACUCUUAUACAUUGUUUCCUAAUGAUACGGAUGAAUGGAUCGAAUCGGUUGUUGCUUCAUCUCGAUUUCUUAUUGUUUAUUCUCGGAAAAAGCAAGACACAAUGACUGGUACACUAUAUUUUUUUACUCACGAAUGCAAACCGGUUUUACCCAAUGGUAUUCACCAGAACAUUCCUGUUCAUCAUAUUUUGUGCGAUCAGAAUGCCAAUCGACUCUACUGUUUGGAUCGAAUGCGCUGUACCAUCUACUAUCAUACAUUACCGAAUAGUUUGGGAGAAAUUGAAACUUGUAUGAAGACCCGACGUGAUUUCACACAAUUCAAUUCUAAUUAUACGGCUGUGAAAAUGCUACAGAACGACGAUAUUUUAGGAUUUUAUGAACGAAAUGAUUGUACCGUUCAUUUAUAUGAUAAACAAACAGCUGAAAAAAUCGAAGAAUUCAAAUGCGAACAUUUUAUGGAUAAAUUCGAAAGUUGGGGAAUCGUCGCAAUUCGCAAAGACAAUAACAGUCUCAUAUUUAAAAUUGAUGAACGUGCUGACCACGAUGCUGUGACUCGUCAACAUAUUGUUUACGAAGUACAUCGAGCAACAAAACAAAUCAUCAGUAAAAUUCAACUCAAUUCCGUGUUCGGAAUGAUCAUCGGACCGAACAAUGAAGUCAUUUUGGGUAUUCGUCAAACAAAAGAAAGUGGCAUUGUUCAAUGUUAUGAUGCCAGACAAUUGCGGUGUGGUCAUUCAUUUUGUUAUCAAUGUAUCGUUUCACAUUUCGAACCAACAUCCAAUAGAAUUAUUUGUUCGCGAUGCAAACGUAUUCAUCAAUUCGAUUCUUUUACACAGUUUGAAACAAGUUUGAUUGUCGAUGCCUUCGUUAUGUCAUUAGUCGGUGAACAUCGACGCAAAAAAUCCAUUUCAACUGCUCCAUUGCUUGCAUUCACACUCGAGCAAAUCCUUGAACGAAGUCCAGCGCCAUUUCUCAUUGCUAAAUGUGCGCAAUGCACACUUCGAAAAGAACUGGUUGUUUGUCCGGAAUGUGAACAAGUUAUUUGUUUUGAAUGUAUUUCUCAGCACCAAUUAAUUGUAAAUAAUAAUGUUCAACAAAGUUGGAUGACAUGUAAACAAAUGUGGAAUUAUAUGUACGAAAAGUCCAUACUUUUCGAUGAACAACAAUUUGAUCUUGAAUCUCACAUGUACGAAUUGAAAUCUCGAAUCGAAAAACGGUCGAAUUUUCUUCUACAAACAAUCGAAAAGUGGCGAGAGAUUUACUUACGUAAAAUCAAUCAAUAUGCGCAGAAAUAUGAGAGUAUUCGGGAGGAUAUUGCAUCACAGUUUCAAUCGAUUGACCAACGUAUUCAAGUCUUUCUCUCUUUGACAGAUCCAGAUCCGAUAAAAGCGGAAUGUUUCCUCGAAGAAAUCAAUGGUUUCAGAAUGAAUUUACGACAAAAACAUAAACAGAUCGAUCUGUAUUCACACCAGUUACCCAAGUAUUCCACGUCAGAUUUGAAUUCAUCGUUACUCGGAGCAAUUUCUAUUCAAACAUCUGUUGAACAUCUACGUACUUCCAUCGAUGAUGAUAACAACGAAGAAAAUACAAACAACGAAGAGGAAUCCGUCGAAAUCAACGAUAAUGAAAGCGUCAAGUCAGAUGAAACUCCACAACAAAUCAAUCAAGGAGACGAAACUCCAACGCCAACGAACAAGACAUUAUUGGAGAAUAUCUCAAAUAAAAAACUUCUUUGGUCUAUACAUUUCAAAUUCGUUCCACAAUAUAUCGUACUCUAUCGGCAAUCAAUCUUAUUUGCAUCAGAUCGUUGGGGUUUUGUCAGCACAUGGACAUACACCAAUGCACGUACUAAACCAACACCAAAGAAAUCCUUUGUUCUUUUUCCACAGUUUCGAGUUGGAACAUGGUCUCGUGUUUACGUCGAAUCAUUCAGUGUUUAUAAACCAUACAUUUGUGUUUUUGUCAAAGGAUCAGACGAAUCACUUUCUAAUUUUAUCGCAUUUUUCACCCAUACAGGACAAUUACAAAUGAAAGUCGAAUACGAGCAUCGAUACACACUUCGACAAUUGAUCUGCGAUGAAAGUCCCAAAGGAAAUUGUAUAUACCGCGGUAUGCAUUGCAUUUACAAACAUGAUCUACCACGAACUACUCAAGAAAUCCAGUCAUUCUUGGCGACACAUAAAUCAACGACUCGCUUAAACGAUCGAACGUGUGAUGUUAUUCGAAUGGCUAUCAAUCAAAAUCUUCUCGCGAUACUUGACUCUCGAACGCAAAUAGUAACUUUUUUUGAUAAAUUGACUCAAAAAGAAGUCGGUGUUUAUGCAGCAGAUUAUUUGCCAACCGGUGAUAAUAAAUUAUGGCGUGUAGAAAUCUUUCCGGAUAAUAGUCUCCUGUUACGCUUCGACGAUAACGAACGCACCGGUGAUCGUUCACAAGUGAUUCACCACGUAGUUGUACAUGUGCGACGGAAUGAAAGCAAUGGAAAUUACGAAGCGGUUUCACAAAUUCAAGCAACGAAUGUUUACGGCUUUGCUAUUGGUUCCGAGUCGGAAGUGAUUGUUGGCUUAAGGAAAGCAAAUUGUUUCGAAGGUCUCAUAAAUUGCUACGUCUGA